UGGAGACUUUCCCCACCAAAAUACAUCAGGGAAUGCAGCACAUGUCGGAGUCUGUGUUUGUGGGACUUUGUGAGAUAGUGGGGACCACAAAACAGGUGGCUAUUAGGAGGGAGACAUCGGACAUCAAGGAGAUGGUGGAGAACCGACUGAUAACAAAUAAUGGGGCCGUUAAGAUGAUGAGUGGAAGUACGAGAGAAGGGUUCAGACUGAAGGGAUCAGAUAUUGACACCAUGUACUGGCCAAACGACCACCGAGUGAUCAUGGACAUGUCUCAGUCUGAGUAUUACAAUACAGCCAAUACAAUCUUGAUUCUCUCUGACAGUUCUAAGAGUCCACCAGGAUUCACCUUACUUCAGAAACUGACACCAACAGCACAUAUGUUUAGUAUGCUUGCCCAACAUGCAUGUGUCAGAAUAAAUGACAUACUCUGCAUAUCUAGUUCUAUAUACAGACAGAUCACUCGUUCUAUAGCAAUACCUAAUUCUACUUUACACGGACCCUGUGGAACUGCCAAUGUAGAAGGAAUAGAAUAUGAUAAUGCUCACUGUUUUGUUUGUGACUUUUGGCCUCCGUCUGCCUCCUCAUGGAUAGACAGAUGUCACUCAUGGCCUGAUCCUGCAAUCAUUGAUGACAUUGUCAGAAAUGGAUGUCACUUUGUUGCAAUAGGACACCCAUUAGGACCACAUGAAAAUGAAGAAUGGAGAAUUUCUUUUUCUCGGGCAGAAUAUAAAAUAGUUUACUCAAUGAACCACUGUCAGUUUUUGACUUAUGGGUUGUUAAAAAUUUUCUUAAAAGAAGUUAUAAAUCAACAAUCAGAAGAAACCAAUCAACUGUUGUGUUCCUAUCACAUGAAGACAACAGUUUUCUGGGCAAUACAACAAAACACACUACCUCACUGGUGUCCACAAAAUCUCCUGGCCGGUUUCUGGGUCUGUUUCAAACUUCUCCUUAAGUGGGUGUAUAAUGGAGUUUGUCCUAACUUUUUCAUCCCACAAAACAACAUGUUUCUGACAAAGGUCCAUGGCUCAGCACAAAACAGAUUGUUCCUACAGUUAAAUGAAUUAUACAACAAAGGUCUGGCCUGUCUGUUACAGAGUUCCUCUAUCAGGUCCUACAUCAUUGAUGUCCUGUACAAUCCUAGACUUUCUAUUUGUACAGAUGAGAGUAUACUGAAGUCUGAAUUUGAUUAUGAUUUAGAACUUUUCCAAGGUUCCUUCGUUCAAUUUUCAACAGUUGUAGCUCAUGGAUACAUGUGUGAUCUUACCAAAGCCAUCCAUACACUAGAAGAGUUGGUACAUACACCCUUGUCACACUAUCAAGUUGUUACAUUACAGAAGUACACAGCUCUGUUUUUACAGAGUACUGCUUUUGCAUUACAAAAAUUAUACACUAACACAGGUCUUAACAAACAGAUGUAUAUUGCAGACAAGCUGUCCUAUCAUAUGCUGAAAUUAGCAGCCAAGUUUGGGUGUGUAUCUGAUAUGUUGUACAUUGCAAUGCAUUAUUACAACACACUCAGAUACAGGGAAGCUUUAUCUGUUAUAGAGAUGACAAAGGUCAAGUUAGCACGAUAUAUGAUCUUAUCAUACCAUCAAACUGUAGACGGAGAGGGGUAUACUGAGCCUGUAGAGGGACAGUCUUGGUCUAAGUUCUUACAGGCUGUGGCAUUUGUUAUCACACUUUACAACAAAAUCUGUUAUAUCAGUGAACUACUACCAGAACAAAAGUCCGCUCUGCGGAGCAGAAAUCAUACAUUAUUUAUCCCAGGGUAUGUAAUGUUAUUCUUCCUAGAGUUUUUGUGUUACAGACACAUUGAUACAACAUUAUCACAAGCAGCUCUAGAUCAGCUACAGGCCCUAGUCCACCAUGAUCAGGAACUGUAUAUAGUUGAUGGAAACAGAGAAAUCUCCUGGGAGAUCCUGGGGAUUUGUCAACAGAUCACAGGGGACCUCCAGACUGCUCUUUACUCAUACCAACAGUCACAGAUCACACAGCAUCCAUUCUACAACAUACAUACAGCUAGACAGAGGAGAAUACAGGACAUAGUUCAGUCAACACAACACCAGUAUGUAGAGGAUCUGCCUUUAGAUUAAAAAAGCCUGGAUUAACAAAAUCAGUAUGUAAAAAUUAAGACAAUAUAGGGACAGUACCCCCCCCCCCCCCCCAAUCACUAUAGUUCUUGAAUCACUACAUUUCAUUGCAGUGUAUCUAACUUUUAAUUUUCUAACUUUUAACCAUCUUUAAGCAUUUUAUCUUUCUCUCUUGUUUUUGCUUAGUUAACAAUACCUCGGGAGAACAGGCAUACUAGAACUAUGAACAGUUGAGUUCAAUUAAGAUCAAUUUAAUACUAUAUGAUGACUCUCAUAUAAUGUGCUUUGUUGUGAUUUUCCAUUUGUUUUGAUGAACCAUUUGUUUUGACGUUCCAUUUGUUUUGACGUACCUGUUUCUUUUUUUUUGAUGUUCCAUUUGUUGAUGUAUCAU
Messenger RNA from Magallana angulata, 2481 nucleotides. RefSeq lists its product as uncharacterized. NCBI's taxonomy places the organism in Eukaryota, Metazoa, Mollusca, Bivalvia, Ostreida, Ostreidae. The record is from RefSeq and is a predicted model, not a curated record. The coding region runs from base 33 to 2093 and encodes 686 amino acids. The transcript is spliced from 2 exons.